Rangifer tarandus platyrhynchus (Svalbard reindeer) is the source of this 1332-nucleotide messenger RNA. NCBI's taxonomy places the organism in Eukaryota, Metazoa, Chordata, Mammalia, Artiodactyla, Cervidae. The record is from the annotation of a GenBank genome assembly.
AUGUACCAGAGCCUGGCCAUGGCCGCCAACCACGGCCCCCCUCCCGGGCCCUACGAGGCGGGCGGCCCGGGCGCCUUCAUGCACGGGGCGGGCGCCGCGUCCUCGCCGGUAUACGUGCCCACGCCGCGGGUGCCCUCCUCGGUGCUCGGCCUGUCCUACCUCCAGGGCGGAGGCGGGGGCGCGGCCUCCGGGGCCGCCUCGGGCGGCAGCUCGGGAGCCGCGCCGUCGGGCGCGGGGCCCGGGACGCAGCAGGGCAGCCCAGGCUGGAGCCAGGCGGGAGCCGAGGGCGCCGCCUACACCCCGCCGCCCGUGUCGCCGCGCUUCUCCUUCCCGGGCACCACCGGGUCCCUGGCUGCCGCUGCCGCCGCCGCCGCGGCCCGGGAAGCCGCGGCCUACAGCAGUGGCGGCGGGGCUGCCGGCGCGGGCCUGGCGGGCCGCGAGCAGUACGGGCGAGCCGGCUUCGCGGGCUCCUACUCCAGCCCCUACCCCGCCUACAUGGCCGACGUGGGCGCGUCCUGGGCCGCGGCCGCCGCCGCCUCCGCCGGACCCUUCGACAGCCCGGUCCUGCACAGCCUGCCCGGCCGAGCCAACCCCGCCGCGCGACACCCCAAUCUCGUAGAUAUGUUUGAUGACUUCUCGGAAGGCAGAGAGUGUGUCAACUGUGGGGCCAUGUCCACCCCUCUGUGGCGGCGGGACGGGACAGGCCACUACCUGUGCAACGCCUGCGGCCUCUACCACAAGAUGAACGGCAUCAACCGGCCCCUCAUCAAGCCCCAGCGCCGCCUGUCUGCCUCCCGCCGAGUGGGCCUCUCCUGCGCCAACUGCCAGACCACCACCACCACGCUGUGGCGCCGCAACGCCGAGGGCGAGCCCGUGUGUAAUGCCUGCGGCCUCUACAUGAAGCUCCACGGCGUCCCCAGGCCCCUUGCGAUGCGGAAAGAGGGGAUUCAAACCAGAAAACGGAAGCCCAAGAACCUUAACAAAUCAAAGACACCAGCAGGUCCCUCAGGCAGUGAGAGCCUCCCUCCCACCACCAGUGCUUCCAGCAGCUCCAGCAGUGUGGCCACCAGCAGCAGUGAGGAGAUGCGCCCCAUCAAAACCGAGCCCGGGCUGCCAUCCCACUAUGGGCCCAGCAGCUCCCUGUCGCAGACAUUCUCGGUCAGCGCAAUGUCUGGCCACGGGUCCUCCAUCCACCCAGUCCUCUCUGCUCUGAAGCUCUCUCCGCAAGGCUACGCGGCUUCUGUCAGCCAGUCACCACAGGCCAGCUCCAAGCAGGACCCUUGGAACAGCCUGGCCUUAGCUGACAAUCAUGGGGACAUAAUCACUGCAUAA